Molecule: messenger RNA, 1605 nt
Organism: Caenorhabditis briggsae
Lineage: Eukaryota; Metazoa; Nematoda; Chromadorea; Rhabditida; Rhabditidae
Exons: 14
Coding region: 1-1605 (534 amino acids)
Source: RefSeq, a predicted model, not a curated record
AUGAGGUAUCCGUCAUACCCCAUUAGCUCAUUUCUGUGCACAACGUACUCACUAAAAAAGGAGAGCACGAGAAAAAAUCACCAAACUUGGGUGGUACCAAUCACAUUCGCCAUGAACAGUAUCUACACAGCCGAGUUCGAUGAAAAUCGCGCAUUUCCUGUAAUGGCCUAUGCAAAUGCAUUGUGCACCUAUAUCCAGCAACUUGUCAUAAUUGACUGUUUUUGUUGGAAAUUUUUCAAGAAAAUAUGGAUUCCGAUGAAGAAAAUGUGGAAGAGAUCAGACAUUUGUCAAUCGGCAGGAUGCAUUGCCAGAAGAAUUGGUAUCUCAAAAUCUACAGUAUCUGCUAUUGUCAAACGGGUCGUUGAAGUUAUCAAUAAAAAUUAUGACAAUAUUCGAAUUCCAUCAAAACCCGAAGAUUGGCGAGAUAUUAAAGAGACUUUUGUGAGGCGUGGUUUACUAAAAUGUAUAGGUGCGAUCGACGGAAAACAUGUUAGGGUCAAAGCUCCACCAAAUUCAGGAUCUCUGUUUUUUAACUUCAAGAAGUUCUUUAGUUUUGCUCCUUUGGGAUUGGUUCGUGCGAAUCUGAGAUUCCGGUUUGUUGAUAUCGCACUGGACCACACCGACGAUGUGGCUAAAAUAUGCAUUAAUAUCAAAAAGAGUCAUGAGUAUUUUCUAAGGAAAUCUAUGAAAACUUCACAGGCAAAUUCAAAGAAACAGACUGAAGGUAUCCCAGUGGCAGAAAUAGAUGAUUCGAAAGCCGAGAAUGACAGAUUAAAUACCAAAGUCAGAGAACUCGAGUUAGAGAAAAAUACGGCCGAUGCAAGGAUUGCAGAACUGGUUAGGCUUGUCGAAUUGAAAAGUAAUGAAGCAAGUCAAGUGGCAGCUAACGCCAGAAUAUUCGCCUGCCGAAAAUGCGAGAAGAAUCGAGAUAUUGACGAAUUGAACGAAAAGAAUGAGAAGCUGGAAAACAUUGUACGUCAGAUGUCUGAGAGAAACACCGAACUCCAGAUAUCAAGAAAAUCGAUGGAAGCACUGAUUGCGGAGCAGUUAAAGAAAAUCAAUGAAAUAGAAAGUACAUCUCUUUGUUCAUUUUGUUUUAAAAGCUUGGUAAUUUGUCCGACUAAAAGUAUGGAGCUAAAGAAGGAUUUGAAACUGAAGGAAGAAUUGUUGAAACAUAGCAAAAUAUCGAUGGACCACAUAAAAGCAAACUCUACUGAACUUGAGCGGGAAAUCUACUAUUUUCGGCAAAAAAUGGAAACAAAGGAUUCAGAAAUUGAGAAACUGAAAGAAAAUAUUGGAGUUAUGAAGACUCGAUGCAAUACAUAUGCGGGGCAGCUUCAAUUAGCUACAAUGGAAGUUUUCGAUCUGGAAAAAGAGCUCGAAGCCCUCUCGCUGUAUGUGCCCACACACACCCCGGAGCCUGUCGCCAAUAAUGAGCAAUCGGAGAGGGAUCCACUAUUGGAGAGAGUCAAGGGAGACAACGAGCAGCUUCAGAAGGAUACCCAAGAGGAGAAGGCCAACGAUUUUAAUAAGGAAAUCAACAAAAACCACAUUGUUAUGGAGAGCAAAGAAAAUCUGAAGAACGUCGAAGACAUGAACAUGUGA